Molecule: messenger RNA, 3156 nt
Organism: Dreissena polymorpha
Lineage: Eukaryota; Metazoa; Mollusca; Bivalvia; Myida; Dreissenidae
Exons: 8
Coding region: 1-1377 (458 amino acids)
Biological process (GO): proton transmembrane transport
Cellular component (GO): plasma membrane
Molecular function (GO): voltage-gated proton channel activity
Source: RefSeq, a predicted model, not a curated record
AUGACUGAUGUUGUGUAUUACCGCGUUUGUCCAGUCAGGAUGAAAAAGCGCAUGUCCACCCUCCUCCAUACGCACGUGGCCCUUAUCAUUCUCACGGCGUGCGCCGUGCUGGACGCCGGAUGUGUCAUCGGCCAGAUUAUUUCCGACAUUCUUAUUAUGAAAGAUGAGUUACACGAAAAGGAGAUUUCCGAGGUCAAAUCGAAGAGUUUAAUCUUUGAGACAUUUCCCCAAAUUUUAAACAAAUCGAUACACGGGAACUGGUCCCUACCCAGCAUGCUCACGGAGGUUAACAAAGAUUUGGGGCCCAUCCACACCGACGGCUUAGAGCAUUCGUCUCUACGCACACUGGCCUCGUUACCCAAAUUAUUGAGACCUAAAGAUCUGAAGGAGCUUAACGAGACCACGCUUAGCGAACUGAACGCUCUGGCGAUGGAGGCCCUGAAGACUGGUCACGAUCACCAAUCACAUAGUCACGAUGAUGGCUUCCACCUUCACCGGAAGAAGCGGGGCGCGGGAGGAAAUCACAAGCACGAUAUGCUCGAUGAAAAAGAGAAGCAGCGGCACUACAUGCUUCACGAGUUGACCCAUGCAUUUCAUCUCGGCUCCAUGGUCAUCCUCACUUUUCUCGUGCUCAUCACGUACUUUAAGAUAUUCAUCAUGGGCAAAAAGUUCUUGCAUCACAAAAUUGAAGUUUUCGACGCAUUUGUCCUCACAGUGUCAUGGGCUUUAGAUCUUGUCUUUUGGGAUGGACUUUGGGCCCAUCCGGAGGACGAAGCCGCAAAUAUUAUGAUCUUUAUCUUACCAUGGAGGGUCAUCCGUAUUGUUAACAGUUUCGUGCUGGUCAUACAGGGUAGAGACCUUUUGCAACUGAAGAUUGUGAAGCAACAAUACCGAGGAUCCGUGAAGAGGGCAAAUGACCUCAAGAUGAAGGUCGAGCUAUACAGGGUCGAGGUGAAAAACCUCCAGUCACUGUGCAAACGAAAAGGGGCCGGUGAAAAGGAGAUUCAAAGUUGUGCAGCUAACGGAGGAGCCCGGCGUCGCCGAAGUAGUCUACUGCCGGUGCUCCACCGUCUGGCAUCCAUGGGUCUGUCCAUCAGCAGCCAGACGGACCUGACGAAGUCGACAUAUGAGCCACCAACUCCUCACGACUCCGAUGAUGAUCUGGAUUCCACUUACGUGCCGUCCAUCAGCCGGAUGAGCAGCCUAAGCCUGGACGAUUAUAAUCUUGGACGGACGGUCUCCAACAGCACCGCCUCAACAAUGCCGGUCAGCCAGAAACCGAGCAUAAACUCGUUCAUGAGCGAAGACAAUCCAGUCUUUGACGACCCAAUAUGUCCCUACCCUAAUGGAGACAUUGAGCAUGGUACCAAACUUUGAAGAUCGACAUGGGUAAUUCGAUUUACAGUUUUCUUUCGUCUUGUAAACAAGCGACUUUGCUUUUUUGUUUGUAACGGUUGACAAUCAAAAAUCCUAUGUCAAAAAAGCCAUGUAAGCGUUUUUACGUGGUCCGUCGAUUGCAGUUGAUUGGGGUGCUAUGAGAACUAUUACUAGAUAUGUCAUGUUUCACACUGUACAUGUUUGGAACACUAUUGAGUCUGUAUAAGUGACGUACGUGAUAUGAAAAUUGUGUAAACUUGCUCGUUGAAAUGAACCAGUGCCGUUGGAAGUGUUUUAGCGGUGCUAAAUUAGUUGCGACAUUUAAGUUUGAGUUUCCAUAAGGUCACACUAGUUUAAACAAUGGAUUCCGAAGAACGAAAAACAACAGGCGCUAGUUGUAAGAGUUUCAUAGCGAUCAGUACAAAGUCACUUCAUGUUGAUGACGCAAGCAGGUGUCACGUGUUGGCACAGUAAACGAAAGGCUUCGGGUUUUGACGAGGGCGCAUUGUCUUUUUUUAACAACGUGUACCGGUGAAGACUUUUAUAGACACGUAUCAACGUGUCAAUCGGCAGUGUGAUAUUUAGGGGCGUUCAUUUUAAACUGAAUACAAUGUGUACAACUAUCAUUAUAUGAGUCGUGUUCUGAGAAAACUUGGCAUAAUUCAUGUGCUUAAAGUGUCGUCCCAUAUUAGCCUAUGCAGUCCGCACAGGCUAAUCAGGGACGACACUUUCCGCUCUAACGGUAUUUUUCGUUAAAAAGAAGUCCCUUUUUACCGAAAACCUUGUUUAAGCGGAAAUUGUCGUCCCUGAUAUGCCUGUUUUCUCAGAACAAGACUCAUUUAAUAUAUUAUGCGUAUGUUGCUUACAUUUUUUGUUUAUAAAUGGUUGUUGCUUUGAUUGUGUAGGACGUUGUAAAAUUGUUAACGUUUAAGUUUGUGUUUUUUUUGCGUAGAAUUUAUAAUUUUUGCAUCUUGUUUUUAAACAUCUUGAUAGUAAAUUAUGAACUUAUAAAAAACUCUUGAGUUGUUUAUUUAAAAUCUAACUUUGCUGAUAACCAGAACAAUUGCGAGGUUUUUUAAUUGUGACGAUAGUAAUUAGUUCUACUUUCGCCGAAUAAGCUGUAUGUGAUAUGUUUGUCUUUGUUACAUAAAUAAUGAAUAAACUUACCAUUUUUGAAUGUAUGUGCUACCAAAAAGAGUUGAAAUUUUGACAGCAUGGCAUCUGCGCUUUGCAGCCGCUUUGCAGUAUUUGUGUUAUCUGAGUGGCACAACACAUUUAUCGUUGACGACAAGGCAACUCUAAUGUUGACAUUGACAUUGUUAUAUUUACGAACGUUAAAACACUUAAAAUAAUGUGUACUUGAGACUUAUAUUUAUUCUUUAUAUAUGUACUGUUUGAGUUUAAUUUUCCUGCGUUAUUGUAUGUAGAUUUUAGUUAUUGUUUACGUAUAGUCAAAUCAUAUUCAAAGUCAUUAUUCAUAUAGUUCGGUAUCUCAAUUUGUGAAUCCGUAAAUUAGGGCAUUGUCUAUAAAUAAAUAAUAUGCCUUAAGUUAUUUAUGUAAUUUAAAUAUCAAGCAACUUAAUAUAUUUUUCAAAAAUAAACAACCACAAACACAGCUUUUUUAUAAACAGCACAACAUUAAUUAUUCCUAUUUGUGUACCAGUCAGUAAAAUUAAUUCGUUUGUUUUGCGCUUGUCAGAUUGCAUUAUUUUGUCAUUUCUUUCAUUCCAUACUUGCACAAUCUCUUGUAUCAUAACAGUUCUAUUGUUUAUUUUUUGU